Molecule: messenger RNA, 2859 nt
Organism: Naegleria fowleri
Lineage: Eukaryota; Heterolobosea; Eutetramitea; Acrasida; Naegleriidae
Exons: 4
Coding region: 1-2859 (952 amino acids)
Source: RefSeq, a predicted model, not a curated record
AUGAUUAACAAGCUUGUGAACAAAGCACAUAGCUCAUUGAUGCCUCUCUUACGGAAGAGAGUAUUGUUUUUUGUGGUGUUAACUCUUGGAAUUUUGAUGUUUAUCCAAGUCGUUCUUUUUAAAAGUUACUUGUCAAACAAAACUCAACAACACAGUGACAAGUUGAAUUUACAUAAUUCGGAAGUUUUUGUGCAGACUGAAAACAUAAAUUCUGGACAUGUGAACAUUCAUACUGAUGCUCCGAUUGACGAUGAAGACACUCCGAUGAUUGAAAAUACUCCAAAAACCAAUCUCGGUAUUACGGAGAGACAUCAAGACGAUCAUGACAACAACGUUGUCUCUCAGAGUACAAGUCAUUCCACUCAAAUUACUCAUAACGACAUUCCUCAAGAGCAACCAGAAAUUGAUCCUGCUUCAAUCAACUCUCUUUCUACAACAAAAAAGACAAACCUCGAGAAGGUCAAGAAGCAAGUGAAAAGACCAUCAUCAUCAUCAGGAGCGUCACUCAUUGAUUCUGAAUCGGAAUUGACAUUACCAUCUCAAUCUCUCACCCCACCACCUGCCAAUGAUAUUCAAGUAACUCCAAAGAAGGAAAAGAAGCAAUUAUCAAAGAAACCUACAAAUAUUCCUACCGUUCACUAUCUCUUUAUGUGUGAUAGAAAUGAACUCAGCAACAACAACAACUGUAUGAGUGACGAGGAGUGGAUUUCAAAAAUUAAGAAUCAAGUACCCAAUGAUGUCAAAAUGCAACAGCCAACAGAUUCAUCAAGAGAUCAAAAUAUCAAAGUGAAUUUUGUCUUAUUCAGUACCAGUGAUCGACCUCCAUCUCAAAUCAAGGAUGAUUCCUCAAAACAAAUGCAAUUUGUGCAAAUUGUGGAAAAUAAUAUUCAAAAAACAGUGAACAAUUAUGUGAAAGAAAUGGUUAAGGAUGAUUAUGACAUGAUUGUUUUCAUUCAUGGCAAUUCUUUUCCGAUAUCAUUUAGUUACUAUCAAACUUGGGACAUGUUAGACGAGAUGGAUCAAGUAGGAAGUAUUACCAUUCUUUCAAAAACUGCCAAGAUAAAAACUGUGGGUUGGAAUAUAAGAGCUCGAUCGUGUGAUGGAAAAUCUAAAGCAUUCUCUCUGGUGAAGCAUCUUGCAGGAUAUGAUGUCACUAUAUUCUCUGAUUACAAUUUAAAUAAGAAUGGAAAUCCAAAGCAUGCAAAAUCAAGAUUCGAUGACGACGUUGAUAUUUUCCUUCCUGAUUUUAAUGGACUCUCCAUGUUGAAAAAGACCUUCAUUUCAGUUCAAGGAUUCAAUGAAAAACUUCAUAAGGACUAUGCUCUUGAUUUAAUGUUGAAGGUGUCAAAGAAUUCAUUCAGCUCUCUAUUUUCUUUGGACAAUAUCAUUCAAAGCUUUGAUCAUUCUGCUGAGGAUGAGGAAAUUGUGUUUAGAAAUGAGAAAGAAGUGUCACAAAGAUGUGGUAACAGUCCAUCAUCGGCCCGUUCUGCUGAAGCCUCUCUCCACUCAGUCUACUAUGAAACGAUGAUGAGUACGUUCAAUGAUCGACUAUUUUUGAGAAAUGUUGAAUUAGUAUAUACCAUUACUUCACUCGACUCUACCAUUCUUCAAGAGGCUGCAACAAAUUUGGCUGCUCUGGAAGGAAAAGUAAUGAUUACAUUGAAGGUACCUCAAGAUCUUGAAAAUAAUGCAAUUUCACUGUCCAAACAGAUUGAACAUCUUGCACCACAUGUUAGAAAUGUAAUGAAUAGAAUUGAGAGCAUGUCAUUCGUCCAAGCACAAGCUACCAAUACCAAUCAAAAGGUCUACUUUAACCACGGAAAUCCACCUCAGUUUUCAUGCCCCACUGGUUCCUCAUUGUGCAUUGGAAAAACUGCCAUCAAGCCAUCCUCAGAAACAAAAAUUCCAAGUGAUUGGGUCAAGUCUUGCAAUUCAGCAGUGGAUCAAGUUUGGGUCUCUUCCAAAUUUUCGUUUGAAGUGUUGAGGAGUGCUGGUGUUAAAAAGAAGAAACUUGUGUUUGUACCAACAGGAAUUGAUACAAAAAUGCUUAGACCAAGAGUUAAAUUUCCCAAUUCAAAAUCUGCUUCUUCUGGCAAUAUGUUCAAAUUCUUGACUAUAUUGGAUUGGAAUAACAAGAGUGCUCGAGAUGUGUUAUUAAAGGCCUUCAUCGAUGCUUUCUCUUGGAACGACAAGGUCUCACUCACCAUCAAACCCAUACAACCUCUUCAAACACGAGCAAGUUCACAGCAACUCUUACAAGACGUUAUUAACUCGUUAAAUGUCACCAAAAACGAUAUCACCACUCUACCACGAAUUGAACUUCUCUCUGUGAAUAUUCCUGCAUCUAAAAUGCCAGAAUUUUAUCAAAGAUUUGAUGCAUUCGUCAUGCCUGGAGAGAUUGAACAAGUAUCUACCUUGUUAGAAGCCAUGGCCUCUGGUCUAAUCACAAUUGCUCCUGAAAGCAUGGACACUCUCGACUUUAUGAAUGAAGCCAAUAGUUUCCUCCUUCCUGAUGCAUCAUCUUCAGCAAGAACAACCACUCAAUAUACCACCACGUAUUACCUCUCCGAAACAUUUUCCUACCUUCUCAAGAAUAGGAAGCAACUUGAGGAGGAGAUGAGUCAGAGAGCCCGACUCGAUAUGUUGGAUUUCUAUGAUCAGAGUACGGUGAUUCGGGAAUUCUGGUUGGAACGAAUGGAUCCAUAUGUUGGAGAGGGGCAUGAAGAAGAAGAAUCCCGAUCUUCCUCCUUCACUACUCAACAAAAAGGAGAAGACAAUAUUCAGAAAGACUUGAAGGUUUCAUUCAAACAACAACUACAACAACAGAACAACAACAACAUUCAACCCAAAGUAGAAUAG